Messenger RNA from Owenia fusiformis, 1973 nucleotides. NCBI's taxonomy places the organism in Eukaryota, Metazoa, Annelida, Polychaeta, Sabellida, Oweniidae. The record is from the annotation of a GenBank genome assembly.
GUUUUUAUAGAGUUGAAACAAUUAAAUAGAACAGUCUCUCAAAGGGCCACCAACCGAGUUAUACGGAAACACAGAACAGAACCGAUUAGCUUUUUGAUUACUGAGAAGAACAAUUAAAUGGUAGUUAGGCAUAUGUCUGAUAAUCUCUAUUGAGACAAUUUGCAAACGAAGACUGAACAACGCAAAAAAGUUUAUCAUUGAGGAUGCUAUCAUAUUUUGGAAUGGAAAUGGACUAAAAUUAAUCAAAUUUUUGAACUACAAAAAUGAGAACAAGAAAUCACCAAUAAUAAAAUCGAGCAUAUGUUUUAUAAUUUGCAAGCCAUAAUUAUAUCAAAAUAGUUAUAAAUACAAAAUUAGUUUUCCCGAAAAAUAGAACCAAGCAGAAUUUCAGAAAAGGAACUAUUGUAUCAUGUCUGAUUCUAACAUGUCAGAUAUGGAAGAAAUAGAGGUUGGGGACGAGUGCCCCCAGGACGUUGAACACUGCCCAUCCAGGGACUGCAGUCCGGUAUUGGAAGUAUCAAGCACACAACUAACCACAGCACCCACUGCCAAACCUACAAACACUUCAUCAAAGACAGCAACAAAGUUAUCAUUUAGUAUCAAUAGCAUAUUAGGAAGUAAGGACGAUAAAUCAAAAUCAGACUCUGAGUCCCACGGCAUUGAUUCCUCAGACCAAUGUCUUCCGAAUAGACCAAACCUAGUACCAUUAGAUCUUAGUCCAACUAGCAGAAUACAUCAUGGAAUGCACUCAGCGCUACCUAUCGGCUACCCCGGAAUGCUUAUAAACCCACUAUGUGAGACUGUAGUGUUUAUGCCCGGAGCGGGUUUUGCUUCCGGGGGUGUGAUCAGGGUACCUGCGCACAGACCAAAUCCCCUGUCACCAGCAAGUGUAUCGAACAACAGCUUUGCAUGGAUGGAAACUAGAAAAGACAGACUUGCCCUGACCAGGAGAAUUGGCCAUCCCUAUCAAAACAGAACACCACCAAAGCGAAAGAAGCCGAGAACAUCAUUCUCCAGACUACAAGUGAUGGAGCUCGAGAAGCGAUUCCACCGACAGAAAUACCUGGCAUCCGCGGAAAGGUCCGCUCUUGCAAAGGCCCUAAAAAUGACAGAUGCCCAAGUGAAAACCUGGUUCCAAAACAGAAGAACGAAAUGGAGGCGUCAAACAGCGGAGGAACGUGAAGCAGAGAGACAAGCAGCGAAACGCUUUAUGCUAGGACUCGCCUCUGAGAAUAGUAAGAACAUUUAUGACAAUCCAGAUCCUGUCGUUGUAAAUAAUGCAUCGCUUAAUGCACUUCAAAACCUGCAGCCAUGGGCCAAUGAGGAACCAUCAAAAGAUAGACCUGAAUACCUGAAUGCACCGUCUUUAACUUCGCCAAACCUUGUGUGAAGGGCAAACCAUGACCAAUAUACAUUGAAGGCAUGGUAAAGCGAACUAAGGAGAAGCAACUGAUAUUGUUGGGCCUAGUGACACCGCCACCAUGCAAGCUCGCCCAAUGACACAACAAGCAAACACUCAACCAAAUUAUGCACUGUUGUCGUUUACAUAUGCCGUACAGUUGUUGUUGAAGAUGUAAACCUUACAACAUGUACAAUGAGCGUAAGAUAGGCUUGCCUCAAAACUGUUUACUUCACCUUCCCAACAUAACAAGGUGGAGUACAGGGGGUAGUCUUGGAGCAAGACUAAGAAUAUGAGUAAAAUAGCCAUUUUACUUUCUGUAGCGCUUUAGACUCAAUAAUCCAUAUACAUAAAAAAUAUGCUAUCUGUUUCUGACUUUUAGCUUUGAAUAUAAACAUCUUCGUAUGUGAUAUAUUAAAUCAGAUCAAAUGUGAUGCAAAUGUACAAAUAGUCAUUAUGAUGACUUUAAGAAUAUUUAAUAUAAUAUAUUCAUAUUUAUCAAAUAUCAGAAAACUUAUUAAUUUUAGUGGGUUUGAGUACUAAUGAUUAAUCUACAGUGUACAUAGUACAAUGU